AUGCGGGCGCCCAACAUGGAGGUCACGAGCCAACGGCCAGUCGCGGACGAGCCGCGCUUGUUUGAUGGGAGAGGUGAGGCGAGAGGGAGGGGCAGGAGGGGCAUGCGGUGGGUUAUUUCAACGGGACGGGAUCCAUGGAGGGGUAAUAAUCCAGUUGCGAGCGCUGGCGAUGCCGAGAAUGGGGCGAUUCCAACAGCUCCUGCGGGCUCAAACUUGCAAUGCGAAAUGUCAUUGUCAUGCGGCGGACUGCGUUCCCGUCACGUCGUCACGUUGAGCCCAGGUGCUUGUGUGCUUUCGUCUCUGUGGCCGACGGGCCGUGGCUAA
Messenger RNA from Purpureocillium lilacinum, 324 nucleotides. NCBI's taxonomy places the organism in Eukaryota, Fungi, Ascomycota, Sordariomycetes, Hypocreales, Ophiocordycipitaceae. The record is from RefSeq and is a predicted model, not a curated record.